Messenger RNA from Nipponia nippon (crested ibis), 1779 nucleotides. The record is from RefSeq and is a predicted model, not a curated record. Lineage: Eukaryota; Metazoa; Chordata; Aves; Pelecaniformes; Threskiornithidae.
GUGGAUGAAGUUCCUGAUGGAGCGGUAAAGCCUCCUACGAAUAAAAUGCCUAUUUUCUUUUUUGGCACCCAUGAGACGGCAUUUUUGGGACCAAAGGACAUAUUCCCUUACUCUGAAAAUAAAGAUAAAUACGGCAAACCAAAUAAAAGAAAAGGUUUUAAUGAAGGGUUGUGGGAAAUCGACAACAAUCCCAAAGUGAAGUUCUCUCAUCAGCAGUCCCCUCCAGCUGUUAACACUCCUAUCAAAGAAACUGUUCAAGAAAGCAGUCAGGAGCCUGCUGAGGGGAGUGAAGAAAAAGCAGGAGCCAAAAGAAGAAAGCCGCCUGUCCCAAAAUUAUCCCCUAAAGGGGAUAAUAACUUACCUACAGAAGCUGAAACAGAAGAAAAGGAGAUGGAUACUUCAAAGGAAGAUGACCUACCUUCUGAAAAAAACAGUAAAGAAGAUGUGGUGAAAACAAAUGAUGCUUCUAUUCCUAAAGUUGCUAGAAGAGGAAGAAAAAGAAAGGCUGAAAAACAAGCUGAGGCUGAGGACACAGCAGCAGUGGCAACAGCAGCAGUGGCAGCGGCAGCAGCAGCUCCUGUGCCAGUGUCUCCAAAAGUAAGCCCUAAAAGAGGAAGACCAGCAGCUUCUGAAGUAAAGGUUCCAAAACCAAGAGGGAGACCUAAGUUGGUGAAACCACCUUGUCUUUCCGAGAGUGACUCUGUUAAUGAGGAGGAGAAGGCAAAGAAAAAAGGACCAGAAGAAAAGCCCAAAAAGCAAGGGAAAAAAGAUGAGGAAAGUCAGAAGGAAGAGGAGAAAUCAAAGAAGGAAUUUGACAAAAAGGAAGGAAAGAAAGAGGCUGAACCAAAAAGGAAAAAUGCUGCAAAAGUGGGUUCUGCAUCAGCUUCUGAUUCUGAAGAUGAUGGAGAAGAACCAGAAGGUGACAAGAAGAAAAAAGGGGGAAGAAGCUUUCAGGCAGCUAAUAGAAGAAGCAUUGUAAGAGGCCAACAUGAGAGGGAAGUAACAGAAAGAAAGCGUAAGCAAGAAGAACAGACAGAAUCUGAAUCGCAGAGUAAAGAAGAAGGCAAGAAAACAGAAGUUAAGAAGAUGGAGAAGAAGAGAGAAACAUCAAUGGAUUCUAGGCUUCAAAGGAUACAUGCAGAAAUUAAGAACUCCCUGAAAAUUGAUAAUCUUGAUGUGAACAGGUGUAUUGAGGCUCUUGAUGAGCUUGCAUCCCUUCAAGUCACAAUGCAACAAGCUCAGAAACAUACAGAGAUGAUUCUGACUCUAAAGAAGAUACGGAAGUUCAAAGUUAGCCAAGUUAUCAUGGAGAAAUCUACAAUGCUAUAUAACAAGUUCAAGACCAUGUUUCUGGUUGGGGAAGGAGAUUCUGUUCUUUCCCAAGUACUAAAUAAAUCACUUGCUGAGCAGAAGCAGCACGAGGAAGCCAACAAAACCAAAGAACAGUGGAAGAAAGGAACAAACAAGAAAAUGGAAAAGGACCAAACAGGUUCAAAGGUUCUGAAUGGAGGGUCUGAAGCUCAAGAUACGAACCAGUCGCAACACAAUGGAGAGGACACUGAGGAAAAGAAAGAUAAGCAUGAAGUUGGCAAUAAGAAAAAGACAUGUGGUGAAGAGAGGGAACUCGAAAAGCCAGCAAAAGAUUCUGCCUUUGAAAGCAAAUGACAUCACUGGAGUCUUUUUUUUUAAAUACAGAUUAAAGAGGAUUGUUAAGUUUUGCAUUUGAAAUCUAUAGACUGCUGAAAGUUUUAAAUAAUUUUAUAAGCAUAGUAUUUUAAA